UGAGAGCAUUACCGGGCCAUGGAUGCCACGCUAGAAAGCAAACCCCAGAAAGCUCCUGGGAUGGCCGGACAUUCUUUGUGCAUCUGCCUGCAGCUGCAGUGCUGGUCAUCCUAGCUUGACAUGUUAGGUUUCCACCAGGCCUGCUUCAUUACAUUGUGUGUGUGCACUCACCUGGGUAUCGAUCAGCUGGUGCCAUCUAGUAACAGUUGGUGCUCUGGGUGUGCAUGCUCUUGCACGUGUAUGGUUUCCCCACCAACAUCAUGGUGGGUCAUCACCAGGGAUGGAACAUAGGACCCUCAGCAUGAGCCUCUACUACCUGAGCUAAAAGAUGUAGUAGAUUCUUGGCCUCUUAUGUGGAACAACGACUAGAGGGCGACAGAGACGUGUGCACCUAGCGUGGCUUACACGUGCACCACCCACUAUAUGGGAUGUAUCGGGUGGUGUGCAUCGAGGCGCACGCCUGCCCCUUGGUGGCUGAACGAGCAUGGGCUCGCAGUUGGCUGACGAGUGUGGUGUCUGCGGCCAUGGAUGAUUAUGAGGCCUGCACUGGAGAUGCGUGCUGGCUGCUGGAUCCCAGCCUGAUGGCCCGAAGUGGGCUCAGUCUCGGUCUGUGACCUCCAGCCAUGGCACUUGAGACAACAGAGCUUCCUACUCACAAGUGGAGCUCCAGCGAGGCGGAGGGUAAAGCUCACUCUAAUGCUGUCUCUCCUCGCUGCAGCCCAGAGGGGGUGGAGGCAGGCAGCCAUGACAGUCUCCUACACGCUGAAGGUGGCCAACGCCCAGUUUGGGGGCUUCUCCAAGCUGCUCUUCAGGUGGAAGGGGAGCAUCUACAAACUGCUCUACAAGGAGUUCUUUGUCUUUGUCAUGCUGUACGCGAUGCUGAGCAUCACUUACCGGCGGCUGCUGACUGAAGAGCAGAAGCGGGUCUAUGUGAAAGUGGCUCAGUACUGCAACCGCUCCACGGACCUCAUCCCCAUGUCCUUUGUCUUGGGUUUUUACGUCACGCUGAUCGUGAACCGGUGGUGGGCUCAGUACACUAGCAUCCCGCUGCCUGACCAGCUGAUGUGCGUCAUCUCCAGCACCGUCCAUGGGAAGGAUGAAAAGGGGAGGAUCCUGCGGCGCUCGCUCAUCCGUUAUGCCAACUUAUCCUCCGUGCUCAUCCUGCGCUCUGUCAGCACCAGGGUGCUCAAGAGGUUUCCAACCAUGGACCAUUUGGUAGAAGCAGGCUUCAUGACACAGGAAGAGCGCAAGAAGUUUGAGAGCCUCCACUCAGACUUUAACAAGUACUGGAUCCCCUGCGUGUGGUUCACCAACCUGGCUGCCCAGGCGAGGCGAGAUGGGCGGGUCAGGGACGACGUGGCCCUCCGCUUACUCAUAGAUGAGCUGAAUCUGUACCGUGCCAAAUGCAGCAUGUUGUUCCACUAUGACUGGAUCAGCAUCCCACUGGUGUACACACAGGUAGUCACAAUCGCUGUCUAUUCCUUCUUCGCCUUCUGUGUGAUCGGGCGGCAGUUUCUGGAGCCCCUGGACCCAGAGCAAGAUCAGGACCAGGAUCUGGAUCUGUACGUCCCUCUGACCACCCUCCUGCAGUUCUUCUUCUAUGCUGGCUGGCUGAAGGUAGCAGAACAGAUCAUUAACCCAUUUGGAGAGGACGACGAUGACUUUGAAACUAACAAGCUGAUCGACAGGAACUUGCAGGUGUCCCUGCUCUCCGUAGAUGACAUGUACCAGAACCUGCCUCUAACAGGGAAGGACAAAUACUGGAAUGAAUCCACAGCUCAGCCACCUUACACCAUCGCCACAGCUGCCGAGACCUUGAAGCCCUCCUUCCUGGGAUCCACCUUCGAUAUGCGGAUGAGUGAUGACCCGGAGCAGAGCCAGCAGGUGGAGGCCUCACCCAGCCUGCCCCGCAUGCACACACCCUUACUCAACCGCUUCCUGACUGCAGCCGCCUCCCCCGCUGUCAGCCUGAAGAAUUUCGGGAGGAGCAACCGGGCCCACCACCACCUUUUGCGCCUGAGGGGCGAGGGCGGCUUCCCCUCUCCAAACCCCCGCUGCGGCGAGGGCCCCGAAUUAGUGGGCCGCAUCGAGGAGGAAGAGACAGAAGAUGAGGCCAGCGAGCCCCCCACGCCUGGCACCCGCCUCAAGGCACCCAGCCGGCUGGAAGCCUCACAGGGGCCGCGGAAGGAGAACCCCCAGAUCCGAGUGAGGCAGCCCUCUGACGAGAGCAUCGACAUUGACCAGUCGGCUGCCUAGAGGCAGCAAGCUCAGCAUGCCUCGUCACGCCACUCUCAGUGCGAGCUGUGCCCCCGGCACCUGUCCUCUAGGCCUGGCAGCUCAUGUGAUAGUGCCGCCAGCUAAAGGCCUGAUCCAAAACCCACUGAAAUGAAGGGAAAGACUCCCCCUGGCUCAGUAGGCAUUGGAGCAGGCCCCUAGGGCCGGAAGCCAGACUGUAGUGAUUAACUCAAAUGCUGCAAAGGGUUCGAUAAGGAUCGUGCUCUACAGAAAGCCCCGUUGCCAGUUCCCCAUCACAUCCUUCUGGUUGCCACAGCCCAGCUGUUUGUCACCCACUGAAUCUAAGAACCAAACUGAGGGACACAGGAGAAAUAUUCAUACCGGAAACUUAAAACGCUGUGAGACGCCUCCCAUGAGGGUAAAUAAAUUUCUCCCUAGCCUCACCUGUGUGAUCAUUUAUUGCGGAUGUCAAUCGCUUUCAACAAUACAAACUCAGGACAUCACACGUGUGUGGCACACGGGGAGCAGUGAGGCUAAAAUAAGACAGAGAAGAGGGAUUCUCGUAUGAAUCAUUCAGUCUUUCAGCUGGAGCCGUCGUUUGACUGACUUGCGCCUCCCUCCGCAGUUGUUAGGUUUGAGAGGGUAAGGUCAGAAGGGACCACUAUCUAGCAUGAGCACCUGCACCCGCCCACUAGCCUCACAACCAAAAUGAGACCAAACGAUUACAGCCCAUAGAUUUAAAACAAUUUAAAGUUUAAAUUUAAAAAACAAACUUUUUAACCUGGUUUAAGCGAUUUGGUGUUUUUGUAAUGGGAUGAUGCAGUGAUCAGAUCAAGUUCCAUGACAAUAACACAGUGAUCACGGAUGAGAAAUCAACCUUCAAAAUUU
Molecule: messenger RNA, 3123 nt
Organism: Gopherus flavomarginatus (Mexican gopher tortoise)
Lineage: Eukaryota; Metazoa; Chordata; Testudines; Testudinidae
Gene: BEST4
Product: bestrophin 4
Exons: 10
Coding region: 697-2256 (519 amino acids)
Molecular function (GO): chloride channel activity
Source: RefSeq, a predicted model, not a curated record